Messenger RNA from Durusdinium trenchii, 1790 nucleotides. The record is from the annotation of a GenBank genome assembly. Lineage: Eukaryota; Dinophyceae; Suessiales; Symbiodiniaceae.
UUUGGCUCGGCGAAGCCUUUCUACUGCCGGCACGCUCUGCGUCGCGCGUCCAUGCCGGCUGUGCGCUCCCACUGCCGUGUCUUCAAUCCCUUGGGCUGGUGGCAGGAGGAGGAUCCUGAAAAAGCCGGCCGGCGGCUACUGGUGAUUGGCUGUGGGCCUUCAGGGAUCCAAAUCCUACGACAGCUCUGGAAGGACUUCGAGGUGGGAGUGAACCAGGAACUGAAGACGAAUGAAGGCUGCGACAGCGACAGAAGUCCUGUCAAGCUGGUACUCUUUGACCAUGAAGCAUUCUUCUUUCGCUUGAUGCCUCCAUCAGCUGUGCGCAGCUGGUGUGUGUAUUUUGAGCGAUGUGCAAUGUGCUUCUCUGAUUCUUGUUUCUCCCGUCCUUGACCACUCGGACCGAAGCGAGUAGGUGGGCACUCGGACCGAGGUGACGUUGGUGGAGCCCAAGGACUACUAUGAGUUCACUCCGGGCAUCCUCCGAGGCCUUUGCCAUCCUCAGCACCUGGAGACCUUGCUGCUGCCUCUCGAGGAUGCCCUCGCGGGUAUGAGGGUCAACCACAUCAAGGGCCGAGUAGUCCGGCUUUCCGAGCGCAGCGCUCAAGUCGACAGCCCGGUGCAUGGCCUGAUGGCAGUGGACUUCGAUUACGCGGUGGUCGCAGUUGGCUCUCAAUAUGCGGGGAAUAGCCUAUGGAAAGUCUCAGGAGCUGCAGAGGCUGAUGAGCUUAGCCUGAUAGGGAGGCGGAAGAGCCUAGAGGCGAUGCGUCAAAAUUUGGAAGACUUGGAGAAGGAGCAAAAGACUUUGGUGCUACUGGGAGCUGGCCUGGUAGGCGUUGAACUGGCUGCGGAGGUGAAGCAUUACUUCCCCACGCUUCGAGUGGUCCUUGCAGACCGAAGUCAGACGGUCCUACCGGUCUUGCCGAAGGAUGCGCAGGACUAUGCCCAAACGUGGCUCAAAGAGCAUGGCGUAGACCUGCGGCUGGGCUGCGAACUGCCCCGCGACGAGACCGCCUUGUUAAAGGCACUGGAGAUCGAUGAGGCGAAGGUGCUUUUAUGUGCUGGUCUUGGCUUUCAUGCCGGGAUGGCAGCGACUCUUGAGUGCGUGGAUGCGAGUGGGCAGAUUACCACGAACCGCUUCAUGCAGUGCAUCGAUUCCAAGGGCCAUCCAAGCGCAGAUGGGCGCAUCUUCGCGCUGGGCGAUUGUGUGAAUGUCCGCGGCACUGAGAUGCGCUUUACCAAGGACAUUUAUCCAGCUGAAGCGAUGGCCAAUGUGGUCGUCUCCAACCUGCGACGGCUCAGGAACGAUCCAGGGUCCGCCAAUCUGGAGGAGCUCUCCUCAAGGCUACAGGAAAUUACUCUUUGUUCCCUUGGGCCCACAGAUUGCAUCUUCGUGCGGAAUGGCGGAGUCGUCACCACUGGCUGGAUUGCUGUGCAGAUGAAGCAUCAAGUUGAGGUUACUAAAAUGGGUGAGAUGCGGCAGGAGAUGUGGGGCAGCUUCGUUUGGAGCUUGGUUCCACACUGGUGAUCAGUGGAACUGAAGGAAGACGUCCAGACUUCGGAGAUGGAUCAUACCCAGGAUUUCCUGCUCACCAUCUAGUGAUACCUUGGUAUCCUCAGUAUCCUCAAUAAUGUUUUUUGGGUGCUUCAUCAUGCUCAUGCAGGAUGUUCUUCCCGGCAGUUCUGUCGAUCUACUAGUUUGUACAAAAUGAGGACGACGAAAGGGCGAACAUCACUCUUUCGCAGAAUCAGAACAACAGUUUUUCCUCCACCCCUGUGCGUGUGGAGACCAA